Molecule: messenger RNA, 9614 nt
Organism: Myxocyprinus asiaticus (Chinese sucker)
Lineage: Eukaryota; Metazoa; Chordata; Actinopteri; Cypriniformes; Catostomidae
Product: SLIT-ROBO Rho GTPase-activating protein 2-like
Exons: 23
Coding region: 500-3823 (1107 amino acids)
Biological process (GO): signal transduction; negative regulation of cell migration
Cellular component (GO): cytoplasm
Molecular function (GO): protein binding
Source: RefSeq, a predicted model, not a curated record
GAGUAACAGUUUUGGGGAGGGGGUUGAUUUUAGGUAAAUGAAAUUCGAUUUUAGAAAUGGAAAUCACCUCUCAAGUGUGAUGCUGGAAAGCCCGAGGGUGAUGUUAAGAGCGUUUAAAGGCUAAUCCAUGCCUUCAUCCUAGACUGAGAAGACUAUAGCCACACACACGGAUGGUGUGUCGUCGUCUGACCAUUGGAGAAAAGCAGAAAGUUUUGAAGGCACUGCAUCUGAUAGUGCGGAUCGUGUGAGAGUGAACGGUGGGAUGAAACUCAUCUGUUCUUUAUUCACCGCAUGCUGUCGGACUAUCUGGACUCAUUGUGCCUAGGAAGACGACGGCAACUCCAACUAAUAAUGCGGCGCGACUGAUCAUCGACAGGAGACAAUAACCAUUUCCAUUCUAACAUAUUCAUCCUUGGAUAUCUGUAGACAAAGUGCGGCGAAGAACCUUUUGUUCUACUGUGUUUCUCGCUGUAACGGGACUUGUUUCAUUUAGAUCGAUAUGACGUCUCCGGCUAAAUUCAGAAAGGACAAGGAGAUUAUAGCCGAAUAUGAAACGCAAGUUAAAGAGAUCCGAGCCCAGCUGGUAGAGCAGCUCAAGUGCUUGGACCAGCAAUGUGAGCUCCGCGUGCAGCUCCUGCAGGACCUGCAGGACUUCUUCCGCAAGAAGGCCGAAAUUGAGAUGGACUACUCUCGCAACCUAGAGAAACUGGCCGAGAGGUUUCUGGCCAAGACACGCUACACAAAGGACCCUCAAUUUAAGAAAGAGCAGAAUGUGUUGUCUCCAGUCAACUGCUGGAACCUUCUGUUGGCUCAGGUGAAGAGAGAGAGUCGAGACCACGCCACGCUUAGUGACCUCUACCUCAACAACAUCAUACCACGCUUCGCUCAGGUCAGCGAGGACUCAGGACGCCUCUUCAAGAAGAGUAAAGAGGUGGGCCUCCAGUUACAGGAAGAUAUGAUGAAAGUCCUCAACGAGCUGUACACGGUGAUGAAGACCUACCACAUGUACAACAUGGACAGCAUCAACGCAGAGAGCAAGCUAAAGGAGGCGGAGAAACAGGAAGAGAAGCAGAUGAGCCGCAGCAUCCGACAUGAGGACAGAUUGACCCCGCGCUCGCCCGACUCCCUCACACACAUCAAGAACGAGGAGAAACACGUGCGCCGCAGCUCCGUCAAAAAGAUCGAGAAGAUGAAGGAGAAACGGCAAGCGAAAUACACUGAAAAUAAGCUGAAAGCCAUUAAAGCCAGGAAUGAGUACCUCUUGGCUCUGGAGGCAACCAACAGCUGCGUCUUCAAAUACUACAUCCAUGAUCUAUCUGACCUCAUAGAUUGCUGUGACCUGGGCUACCAUGCCAGCCUGAACCGUGCACUUCGUACCUACCUCUCGGCUGAGUUUAAUGUGGAGACGUCCAAGCACAGUGGUCUGGAGACCAUUGAGAACGCUGCAGAGAACCUAGAGGCCAACGAUGACAAACAAAGGCUCAUGGAGACCUACAACAAUGUCUUCUGCCCUCCGAUGCGCUUCGACUUCCAGUCUCACAUGGGUGAUAUGGUUGGAAACCUGUGUGCCCAGCAGCCUUUGCAGGGUGAGCUGAUCCAGAGAUGCCAGCAGUUGCAGUCCCGCCUAUCCACCCUAAAUAUAGAGAAUGAAGAGGUGAAGAAGACGAUGGAGGCCACUCUGCAGACCAUCCAGGAUAUGGUGACCAUUGAGGACUAUGAUGUGACCGAUUGCUUUCACCACAGUAACUCAAUGGAGUCGGUCAAGUCCACUGUGUCUGAAUCUUUUAUGAGCAAACCCAGUCUGGCCAAGAGACGAGCAAACCAGCAGGAGACAGAACAGUUCUACUUCACGAAACUGAAGGAGUUUCUUGAGGGCAGGAACCUCAUCACCAAGCUACAGGCUAAACAUGACCUGAUUCAGAAGACUCUGGGAGAAAGUCAGAAGACUGACUACUGCCUUGCCAGCGGACGGAGGAACUCCACUGUGCGAAAACAGGAGUCUAUCCAAUUUAUUCCCCUGAUGGUGGAGAGUUGUAUUCGCUUCAUCAGUCGACAUGGUCUCCAUCACGAGGGCAUAUUCAGAGUCUCUGGCUCCCAGGUGGAAGUCAAUGACAUUAAGAAUGCCUUCGAGAGAGGUGAGGACCCACUGGCUGGGGACCAGAAUGAUCAUGAUAUGGACUCCAUCGCUGGAGUCUUAAAGCUGUAUUUCAGAGGCCUGGAAAACGCCCUCUUUCCAAAAGAAGUCUUCCAUGACCUCAUGUCAUGUGUCUCCAUGGAGAACCUCCUGGACAGAGCUGUCCACAUCCGCAAAGUCUUGCUGGCUUUGCCCAGCAACACCCUGGUUAUCAUGAGAUACCUGUUUGCUUUUCUCAACCACCUGUCCCAGUAUAGUGACGACAACAUGAUGGACCCCUACAACCUGGCAAUCUGCUUCGGCCCCACUCUCAUGUCUGUACCUGAGGGCCACGACCAAGUCUCCUGCCAGGCACAUGUAAACGAGCUAAUCAAAACCAUCAUCAUUCAACAUGAGAGCAUCUUCCCCGGUCCCAGUGAGCUGGAGGGACCCAUUUAUGAGUGUGGAGGAGCCACUGAAGAAUACUGUGAUAGUCAACACAUUGAGCCCCCCCUAGUGGAUGAGCCUGCACCUGACACCACCUCUGAAAUUCACAACAGUGAUGAUGUAAAGUCAGGGUCCUUGAACGUUUCAGAGUCGGACCCCAUCGAGGCCAUCGCACGUUUUGACUUCUCUGGACGCACCAAUCGUGAGCUUACCUUUAAGAAGGGGGCGUCUCUGCUGUUGUACCACCGUGCCUCUGAGGACUGGUGGGAGGGUCGCCACAAUGGCACAGAUGGACUAGUGCCGCACCAGUACAUUGUAGUGCAGGACAUGCCGGAUGGAUAUACAGGCAGAGGAAGUCCCAAAGCUGACCUGGAGGCAUCCCAUGAAGCUAUGGAAGAGAAGGUGUCCACAAGAGCCAGUGCCAGCUCGCCCAUCGGAGGCCAUGUGGCUGAUAUCUACCUGGCCAACCUGAACAAAUUGAGGAAACAUCCAGAAGCGACCAGUAUCCGUAGAACAUUCCGGCCAGUGGAGGGGCUGGGAGAGGGCUCUUCCGGUGCAGCAGGGAGUUUAAAGACCACCUCCAUGCCUGCAGGAGGACUGCCAAAAGAGGGGACGGACAAGCGUCCAGUCAGUGCUCACAGCAUCCUGAACUCCAUCACCCGUCACUCUUCUUUGAAGACUAAGGUCGAAGGACCUCAGCUCCGUAAGAGCACGCCUGCAGGACGAUCCAAGAGUUUCAGCAACCACAGACCCCUGGAUCCAGAGGUCAUCGCUCAGGUGGAGCACAGCUCACAGGACAUUGAGGCAACGAUGAACACAGCUCUAAGUGAGCUGCGAGAGCUGGAGAGGCAGAGUAGCGUCAAACACACUCCUGACAUUGUGCUUGACACUCUAGAGCAGCUAAAAAGCGGCGGGGCGUCUGAGCCCUCCAGCCCCCUCCACUCCCGCCUGCUCCGCGAGGCCGACUCCUCCCAGCAUCCUCUGCAGCGCAGCGUCAGCUCAGCCAGCGACAUGCCCUCCACCUUCCGGCCCAUCAAGAGCACCGGACCCAAGUCCCCUUUGUCAUCCAUGUCGGUCACAGGUCUCUCUGCUUCUGGCUCCACCUUCAGAGAUAGCAAGCCCCCAGCCACCAAGCCCAAGCCCGUGGUUUUCCCAAAGAGCGGUUCUGCCGGGGGCAGUCCAGCGAUGGGAUCCCCGACCACCACCAUACCCCCAACACCUCCACCCCCUCCACCACCCAACGACAAGUCCUGCCCGGUCUGAGGGUUACCAACCUCUGUUUCUUAGUACUUCUGAGAACAUCCUCAGAAAUGAUAUUUACUUUUUAGGAUCUUAAUGGACAACUGCAGACUCUAAAUGAUAUUGGAAUGCUUGCGUGAAUUUGUGUGUGAAGAACUGAUGAUAUACAUAUGUGGAAAUAUUAGAGGAAUUUUACAGCACUGUUUUAGUUUGGACAUCACCAGUCCAUAUUUUCUAAUCCCAAAAUAGUGUUCUGGAGUUGUUUUUCUCCUCUGUGUAGACUGAUUUUGUUUAUGGGCAAGGGCUGAAACCUUGAGGACAAAAGAACAGUGGAUAUCUUUUCUCUCCCCCUCAGUCUUAAAGUGGAGCUGGUUUUAGUGAGACCACAGAAGAAGCAGCAAACUUGAAGCAGGUUACUCGUAGUAAACUCAUUCCAUCAACUGACCUUUUGCUAAGCUCUGCCCCCCUUGGUUACAGUUGCUCACUCUGACAAGCUUUGCAGAACCCCCCAUAGGAAUGAACGGCAGAUUGCCGUGAAUGGCGCUGUUUUUGGCUAAAAAUUCUCAGAAAUGGAUUUGACAAUAUUCUUACAUGCACUGGAAUGAAGAAUGAUAUUGUAAAGCAUAUUAAUCUGACAUUUUUUAUAAAAGAAAUUGUUAGAUUACACAGUAAUUUGAUUGAAAACUGUGGAUACUGAGUAUCUGAAUCAAGGCAAACGAUCAUCACAGUCACAUAUCCUCUUUAGGUACCUCAUUUCACUAUUAAAAGUGACACAGCAACAACAUGUUUUACAUCUUUUUUGGAUUAUUUUGAUAAAAUCCCACUAAAAACUGCUCAAACACACAUCACUCCCACAGGCUCUCAUUGGAAAAUAGCAAAUGCAUGUCAGAGAAAUGGCAAUACCGGCAACAGUUGCUAAGACAGGAUUGGCCAGAAAUGCUUUUAAGGCGGGGCUUAGCGAAAGGUCUGUUGAAUUGAGUAAUGGUGUCUCCAAAACUUGUGUUAUUAAAUUCACUUAACUUGUUGUUCAUAUAGAAUGAACUUUACUAUUUAAGUUAAUGUAACUAGAUACAAGUAGACUUUUCUCAGAUUUGCCAUUUAUACAUUGUUGUUUCUACUUAAUAAUUUUUGUUAAAUUGAAUUUAGAUCAUACAAUAACCACUAAAAUUUUUAUUUUAAUUUUUUUCUCCCCAAUUUGGAAUUCCCAAUUCCCAAUGCGCUCUUAAGAACUUGUGGUGGCGUAGUGAAACGCCUCAAUCUGGGUGGCGGAGGACGAAUCUCAGUUGCCUCCACGUCUGAGGCCGUCAAUCUGCACAUCUUAUCAUGUGGCUUGUUGAGCAUGUUACCGCGGAAUCAUAGCGCGUGUGGAGGUUUUAAGCUAUUCUUCACGACAUCCACGCACAACUCACCACGCGUCUCACCGAGAGCGAGAACCACAUUAUAGUGACCGUGAGGAGGUUACCCCGUGUGACUCUACCCUCCCUAGCAACCGGGCCAAUUGGUUGCUUAGGAGACCUGGCUGGAGUCACUCAGCAUGCCCUGGAUUCGAACUCGCGACUCCAGGGGUGGUAGUCAGCAUCUUUACAACUGCUCACAUUUUUAAGAAUAUUAUAACCGAUUCAAGGUCAAUCAUUAAAUCAGGGCUCGAAAUUAAGCAUUGUAAUGUGCUUGUCCUCCAGACAAGUAAAUUGGUCAUUCAAAGUAAAAAAAAAAAAAAGUUACUUUUUUUAAGUUACAUGCUCAAGUAAAAUGUCAAAAUUUAUGACCAAUGCCCAACCUAAUAGUGUACCUAUGCAAUCUACUAAAUUCUCUGUGCCAGAAAUGUAAACUGCACUGAGUAGGGGAGGAGGCUAUUGUCAUAUGGUAAUUAUUUUAUGUUACAUAUGGUAGUCAAAUAAAGGAAAGCCUCCAUCACCUUCAUUAACAGCAGGGGCGCUCACACUGCUAUGGAAUGAGAUCUUUUUUUUCAUCAUGUUAUUGCAGCAAGAUCUACCAUGUACAAUAAAGGCUAUACAUUAUCACAAAACGAAAAUUUCUAGUCAGUAAAGAAAUUUGCCGAUUCUCAAUCCCAGCUUUAAUACCACAACAAAUAAUAACACUAACUAAUAUGUUAAUUAUGGAAGAAUGAUUUCAAUUUCUUAAGUAAUUAUUCAAGACUAGUAAACAGUAAUAAAAUAACAAUAAAAAAAAGCAAUGUAUAGAAAUAGAUUAAAAAUAAUAGAACAAAAAAAUACAAAUUAAGAAAAUUCAGUGCUUUUUUUAAACAGCUUUUUUUUGGGGUGGGGGGGAUUUUCCCCUUUUUCACCCAAUUUUGGAAUGCCCAAUUCCCAGUGCGCUUUUAAGUCCUCGUGGUCGCGUAGUGAUUCGCCUCAAUCCGGGUGGCGGGGGAUGAAUCCCAGUUGCCUCCGCGUCUGAGACCGUAAACCCGCGCAUCUUAUCAUGUGGCUUGUUGAGCGCAUUGCCACGGAGACAUAGCGCGUGUGGAGGCUUCGCGCAAUCCACCGUGGCAUCCGCGCUCAACUCACCGCGCGUCCCACCGAGAACAAACCAAAUUAUAGCGACCACAAGGAGGUUAACCCGUGUGACUCUACCCUCCCUAGCAACCGAGCCAGUUUGGUUGCUUAGGAGACCUGGCUGGAGUCACUCAGCACACCCUGGGAUUCGAACUAGUGAACUCCAGGGGUGGUAGCCAGUGUCUUUUACACUUUUUUAUCAGCUUUAAAGGUUUUUAACAGCAGUAGGCUAUUAAGUUUUCAAGGAAACUUUUAGAAUGAAAUGCAACAUAAAACUACUACUGGUCUUCACUGUAUGAUUAUAAUACAUUCAUACUUUUUAAAGCUACUAAAGUUACUCAGUCAAGAGCAGUGCGUGUUUUCUCGUUUUCUUGUUAUGGUUGUUUGAUUAUUAUAAUGACACACUAGACAGCAGCAGGUCUAUUAGCUUACAUUUAUACUUACAAGUCUGACAUUUUAAUACAAAUCCGCUUUUUUCUCCACUGUUUACGUUCACUUUAGACAUUACUGUCUGUGUUUACAUGAAUACCUCUCCAAGACGGUCAUUUUGGCAGAAUUUUAAACCGUUCAGGUGCGCAUUAGCGCGAGCAUUUUCGGAACACGCGCAUGUUCAGCACACAUAUAACGCCUGUCAAUCAAACAGGGCACAGCUGUUACUAGAUUGCUAGCGAAUUAUAAAAUGACGUGCUCUGGAUUACUUCUGAUAACAGCAGAAUAAGAAUAUGAACUUUUAAUAAGUGACACAGGCCUAGGCUAUCACAAAUAUAGCUGGUACUUUUUUUGUUAUUGAUGUUUUAAUCAAUCUGCUUGUCUGGUUGGGCAAGUAAGAUUCUCUUUCACUUGCCCCUUCAAAAAUCUACUAGUCCUGGACAAGCGUUAAUGUCGAGCCCUGAUUAAAUCAACUUAAUUCUCCACUCAGAUACAUAGAUACCUGUACUUCAGUUGCACAUGCAAAAGGUAAACUGAAAUAGAGUUAACAGGGUCCAACUUGACCAAAGGGGACACAGAUAGGCAACAAAACAAAAGAGCUGAAUCCUCUAUGAAUUCUUAAUUACAGCUAUUUAAAUGACCAAGGAAACAUAAUUAAAUAGUUGCACAAGGGAUUCCCCAUAGCCUCAACUUUCUUAAGUCUAGCCUAUAGAUUUUUAAGAGAAAUACUUUCAAGAAACUUAGAUACUUGAGUAAUGAGCCAAAACAUGACAUUUCAAGUAAUGUUUAAUUAAUUGUUCCAGUAAUGACAGCAGUAGGGUUUACAGUGUAACAACUUUGCAGAUGUUCAAAUCUUUGUCUGUCUUCUCUAUUCAUCCAUAACUCUUUUAUUCAAUAAUCAGUAGUUACAGUUUAUUUAUCACUGUAUUGCACUAUAGUCUACAUCUGCACAGAGAAUCUGGUUUGAAAAGCUCUAAAAAUUCUACAUACUACAGUAGAUAUCAAGUAACAUAAGAUUGACGUAGCCUAGCAAUGCUGCUUCUCUGUUUGCGAAUCUUGCCAUCGAUAGGCAAAGCAUGAAAUAUUAUACCAGCAAACUAGUACUGACAAACCUGUAAACCAGCCUCACUGGGUAUUUGCAUGGUGAAUGCACUCAUGCUUCCCUGGCAAACUGAUUUAUUUCCUUCAUCUUUGUUAGUACUAUUAAGUCAGUGGUCACUUAACAUUGCAAAAAAGGGGGUAUUGUUUUAAAUACAUUUAAUAAUCAUGAUUAGAACUGGAAAAAAUAUCUAAAAGGAGGAAUGUCCUGUUAAGCACAACAUUAUUUCCUCACCAGUUGCUAAUAAAAAAUAAACAUAGAGCAAAGAAAAACAAUUUUAUUACAUUUUCCUUAGGUCAUUAUUCACAACUGGGUUUGCAUCAUUGUAACUACUGUAUGUAUUAGUAUGUGUGUUGUACGUAUGUAUAUUAUGAAUCUUAGCAGCCUAUAACAGCAGCUUUUAGAGACUUCCAGCUUUACAAUGCAAAAAAGGUAAAGACUUUACCCACCUCAUAGGAUACAAACAAAUUAAAGGGAGACACUUGCAAAAAAAAAAAAAAAAAAAAAAUUGUCAAUAUCUCCCUAUUGAAUGGCUUUACAUGAUCUGAAAGAUACCAUGCACCUGGUGGAAAGAAGCUGAAAGGGGAGAAACGCGUGCAACAGAGAAUCUCGGGGCAACAAUGUAUAACUUUUACAGUUCAAUGCUCCGUUUGCUGUGGCAAAAUCUCAUUUUCAGCUUUCUGAAGCCACUCUGUUGUUUAUUUGACAAUCUAAGUCCUUCAUUUGUUGCUUGUCCAAAAUCCAUCCAAGAACUAAAUUACUCUUCACACGGUUUCCCUGCUUACACCUUGAAAAGAUCGGACAAGCCUGUAUUUUCCAAAGUGAAGCCUUAUUAUUAAGAUCUGAGAGAAUGAGCCAGUAAAAAAGGUGGUUUGAAAGUAUCCAAGUUCUGUAGCCUGCUUCACUUUGAAGCAUUUCUUCACUUUACAAGCCCUGUUACGUACAGUCUUACAUGCAUGACUGACUGUGACUAUAUCCUGGAAAAUAUCUAUGGACAGACCAAGCUGCAUUUUUUUUUUUUUUUUAGUAAAGUCAACUUUUUUUGAAGACAAGCCUUUUCCUAACAUGUUAUAUUCGGAACUGUUUAAUGUGUUGUCGUGUUGCGUUCUGAAAAAGUCUUAACAGGUGGUUACAUUUGUUCUUGUGUUAAAUGAUUGGAAGUAUUCUGUAUGUGUUGUUCCUGAUACCUCAUAAAGGCAACUGGAAACUGUCUAAUUGGAGUUUGGAAUUUGUGGUGGGACUUUUACAUGCAAAUUGCAGCAGGUAACUCAUGGAAACUGCUUUAUGAUGUUUAAUGUGUAUUGUCAAUAGUAUGCUGUUGGCUGAGGCCUCCGUUUACAUACUUUUUCUUUUUUUCUUUCUUUCUUUCUCCAAUUUGGUAAAAAUAAAUAAAUAAAUAUACACUUGAAAAGGCAUUGUAUGUUUGUAAACAAAUUAAAUGUUGGGGACGAUUUUCUUUCUUUUUUUGUAAUCAUAACUAUUGUUAAAAUGUAAUUCCUGUCUAGUUUAAACAAGACUGUAAAUGUUGAAUUGUCUUGUCAAAUAUAUUUAUAGUUGUCCAUUCUGAUAUCUGUUAACAGAGAAACCUGUGUUUAGAUGUACUUUGUAUAUACAAUAGUGUACAUUACAGAGGUACAUUCUUUUUCUUUUCUUUUUUUGGUACAAUAUUGUACAGUUACAGCAAUAGUAGUUGCCACUCAAAUAUACAUUAUAUGAUUCCUUGUGUAGUUCUUGUAGUAAACAUUUCUAAAUAAAAAUUGCUUGCUAUACAUGU